Messenger RNA from Drosophila hydei, 4027 nucleotides. It is a transcript of the gene Reps, whose product is annotated as ralBP1-associated Eps domain-containing protein 1. The record is from RefSeq and is a predicted model, not a curated record. Gene Ontology annotation, cellular component: plasma membrane; cytoplasm. Gene Ontology annotation, molecular function: protein binding; calcium ion binding. The transcript is spliced from 7 exons. Gene Ontology annotation, biological process: endocytosis; endosomal transport. Lineage: Eukaryota; Metazoa; Arthropoda; Insecta; Diptera; Drosophilidae. The coding region runs from base 481 to 3282 and encodes 933 amino acids.
UUAAGUAAUCGUUACUGUUGAUUAGUCACGGGUACACACUUAUCGACCAUCUUCAGCUGCUAUCGAUGAUAGUGCCACCACAGUGCACAACAGUUUGCGAAAAUUUCGUGUAAAAUUUACUAUUGAUUAGACAAAUUUGAGCCGUUGAAAUAAGACCAAUUGGCAAAUUGAAGAAAUUUCGCUGCCAAAGCCUUGCGGCAUGCAUUAAAUGUGUGAACAAAAUUAGCUGGCGCAAGCUAAAGCAAAACGUUGCUGCUGCUGUUGGAUUUUGCUGUUCGAAUCGUCUUUCAAUUUGGAGCCCCGUUUUUCCACCUACGCUGACGCGACGUCAAACGAAGCCGAAGCGCAAAGUGGGGGGAGGCACAGCACAGCUGAGCUAGCAGUAAAGCUGAUAUAUAAACAAAUAGAAUUGUUGCCUGGCCUGGGGCGUGGCUAGCUUGAUACCAAAUAGUAAUAAGACCCUCAACAAGUUGUUUGACGAUGGAGGAGGUAACACUCACAGAGCCCGAGACACGUUUCUAUAGUGAGCUGUUUCAAUGCUGUGAUGUGGAAAGCAGCAGUAAGGUGCCCAUGUUAAAGGCAACUGAACUCUUUCGCUCUGCGGACAUUGCCAACGAGACAGUCAUUGAGAUCACGGCUUUGGCUGGCAUUCCUUCCACUGCUUUGCACAUCUCUCGUGCUCAGUUUUAUUCAUGCCUUAAGCUAAUUGCCGCUCACCAAGCGGCUGUGCCAUUGCGUCAGGAGCUUAUAGCAGCCACUGUGCCAUUGCCCUUGCCGCAUUUUGGGUGGAAAGAAGCGGCAACAACUUCAACGAUUGCCUGUGAGAAUGGUUUGGGUGCCUUGCCGCCGCCUCCUACAAAUGAUCGCCGCAAUUCGCUGCGUCGCAAUUCUCAGCAGCAACAACAUCAACAGCAGCUGGAGCAGCUGCAGGAUACAUCGGAUGUGCCAAGCACUGAUUCUGAAGUGGAGCAAAACGAAUCUAGCUGCGGCGGCGAUUUCGAUGAGCUGGCCAAUGCGGAGGCUGUUGGUGUCGUCAGCAGCAGCAGCAGCCGCGAACCUCGUCGACGUGGCUCACCGGAAGCGUGGAGUACAAAUAGUGACAGUCCAACGCCCACAAACAGUGUCGCAGAGCGUCCUUGGGCGCAGGAUACGCUGUGGCAAGGAUUGCUAGGAGAUGAGCACCGCCAGCUGCUGGGCACCGAGGAGGAAUCUUCCGAUCGUCAUAGCAGCGAUGAUGAGGACAACGAAAGUGAAUUGAUUACUCUAUAUCAAAUCACUCCGGAACAGCGCGAAUAUUAUAAUAAACAAUUUAGAGCGGUACAACGAGAUCCGCAUGGCCUGCUAUCCGGGCAGGCAGCGCGCAAUUUCUUUGAGAAGAGUCGCAUACCCGUUGAGGAGCUGCGUCACAUUUGGCAGCUGUGCGAUGUGACGCGUGAUGGAGCUCUUAGUCUAUCCGAAUUUACGGCUGCUAUGCAUCUCGUUGUCCUCCGUCGCAAUAAUAUACCAUUGCCUAGCAGUUUACCCCAUUGUUUGCAUCCGAAUGUGCUGGCCAAAUCGACAACGACAAAUGCUUCUACAUCAUCAACCAUACCUCAAGAGCCGCCUGAGGCUGAUCUCCUGCAUUUGAAUGAUGACGACGACGAUGAGCACACAGACAAUACAAUCAUUAGCAGCACACAGCAGCAACAGCAGCCCAAGCCACGUCUCAAUGAUAAAAACAUUAUGAAUUUGAGCAGCAUUUCAACUUCCUCUCAAGCUAGCAACAGCAGCUCGAGACGAGAGGUGACAACGCCUGUGCUUAAGCAUCGCAGCAUUUCCAAUUCCCCAAAUGUGGAAAAGUCAACAGCAACAGCAGCAGCAAGUGGAGCAGGCGGUGCUGUUAGCUCAACGAACGAUGCCAGUCAAUGGACGAAAUUUAGCGAAUCUCCCACAACGAACGCCACAGCCACGGCCAGCGGAGCAAAUGCAACAACUGGAGCUGCAGCUAAUGCUGCUACGGGUGCUGGCGUACCUGCCCCUACUGCCGUUUCUAGUCCCGGUUUAAAACCAGCUCUGUUUGAUAUGAAACGCACUGCCCAGGAUGUGGGCUCCAAUCCUCAAAUCUUGCAUCCUGUGCCUCUACGUGUGACACCCAUAGGCACAGCCAUUGCGUCUUCAGGCGAUCCAUCAGGUCAACAGUCCAUUGCCGAUGUGGAAGGUGUUGUCGUGUUGCGCGAGGACAGCCCCAAAGCCAUAGCAACCACAACAACAUUAACAACAGCAACAAUGUCAUCAUCAACAACAUCAACUACAAGCAACACACAUAACAUUCAAAGGGAAAGCAACGAUCUUCGCGCCAUUCAAAGACCGCAAGCAAAGAAGCUGCCAGCAAAGAAUAAUAUUGGCGCUCUGCCGCCGCCGCCGCAAAGAGAGCCAAGUAUUGGCUCCCUUGGUCUCAGUGAGCCACCAGACCAGGCGACGCCAUUGCCACCGUCUAGCUAUGCAACGAGCUCCACAUCAUCUGUCAAGAAGGAGCCACCGCCUUUGCCGCCGCCACGCCCUCAUCGUCAUGCACGCAGUAGCAGUUUAGAUUUGAAUAAGUUCAAAAUUGGUGCAGCUGGUGCCCAACAGCCUGAGAUAACCGCGCAAGCCAGCUUCGAUAUGCAAACCUCAACGGGUUUUGCCGAUUUCACGCACUUUGCCGACGAUGCGAAUGUUGUAAUUGCUGGUGCUGCUGAGCAGCAGCUGCAUUCGCUGCCACCUGCACCACCGCCGCCCGCUUUUGUGCCGCCUAUUACAGCGCGCAUCACGUUGCAGACGCAACAACGCAUUUCAGCUUUUGAAGUUUAUCGCAAGCCACAGACCCCGGCGCCGAUAGCAGGAACAGUAGCUGCUGCUGCUGCAGCUGUUGCUGGACCGGCAACAGCAACAGUUGCUGGCCAGCUACCAAGCGCGGAGAGCUUUGAGAAGCGUGUAACAGCAAUUACCGAUUCAUUGCGUCAUGUGUCCUUCAAGCAGAAUCAAACGAGCACCACGGAGCUCUUGCAGCGUCUACGUGAGCAGAACAGUUCGUUGCUGCACCUGUGCAACGAUUUGAGCGACGAGCUGCUGAGCGUGCAGACACGCAAGGAGGAGAUGCGUCUUAAGCUGGAGAGUUUGACAGCUGCAAGUGGAGCAGCAGCGGGAACAACUGCAUCCGAAAUGGAUGUUAGCACACGGGCCGGCUCCUCAAUAUCAGCGCCAAUGACGGCGAAUGUGACGGGCGGCUCGUCCGGCUCAACGGGUGCCUAUACGAAUGUUUAAAUAAGCAGCCGAUUUUAUUGUUGUUUCUAUUUGUUGCAAAGAGAAUAAGAAGAAGAAGAAAAAACAAAACAUGUGAAUUUCGCAGCUUAAGUUUUUAUUGUUUUGCUAUUUAAUUGUAGGCUAGUUAAAUCUCAAAAAUCAUGCAAACAUCUUUGUCAAGCAACAAUAACAAUAAUAACGCCUCUUAUAGAAUACAUACAUAUACAUACAUAUUUAUGCAGAUUAAAUUUAUGUAUACUUCUCUUUAGCGCACACAAAGCUAAUUGAACUAAUUGUUAAAAAAUAAAUGUGUAAAUGUAAAUGAAAGAAAGAAAACGAAAAACCUAAAAAAGAAACUCUGCACCCUAGUUGAAAGGCGAUCACCAAGUGGCGUCGAAUGCAUUUGAAAAUUGCAAAACUGAUUGAACAUUUCUUUUUGGCUGAUUAUAAAUACAAUUUCAAUCUUAUAUUUAGUUUGUCCGAAGGCAAUAUAUCAUUAUUUAUUAACUAAUUCAGUUUUGCACAACUCGAAAAGCGAAAAGAAAUCCUGAUUCUCGACCUUCUCAUUCAUUCCGGCAAUGAAAAACAAAAUUAUGUAAUGAUAAUGUGCAAAAAGUUGUAACUUUUCGUAAGCCAGGCUUAAUUGUUUAAGUAUUUAAAAAAAAGUUAAAAACAAAAACAAAAAAAAAAACUAAGAAGUAUAAAUAUGUAACCAAUUUAAUUUCCUUGAAAGCUUAGCUUAGUUAAGAUCUUUUUUUGCAAAACC